AUGGUGACCGGCGUAACUGGCGGUCAGGCAGAUCCUGCAAAUAUGAGCUCGGCCAAUGGAGCUGAACAGAAAAAACCUGGUGAUAAUAGAAGAAGUAACAAGCCGAUAAUGGAAAAGAGGCGUCGCGCGCGCAUCAAUAGUUGUCUCAACGAGCUCAAGGCGCUGAUCCUCGAUGCGAUGAAAAAAGACCCGGCGAGGCAUUCGAAACUUGAAAAGGCCGACAUUCUAGAGAUGACAGUGAAGCAUUUAGAAGGAUUGCGGUCGGAAGGGACCGGAUCGCCGGAUAGAUUUCGAGCCGGGUAUAGACACUGUUUGUCAGAAGUAACAAAGUUUUCGGGGCUGGACGCUGGGUUAAAGAGACGUCUCGUAAGACACUUGGAAAGCUGCGCUACUAGUCCAGGUAGUAGACCGGCUGCAGCACCUACUCCACCAUCUGAUGCAGAGGAUGUCGUCAAUUCGCCGCAGCAUUCUGCUAUAUUUAUAUCAGCUGGCGCCGGUUCAGGUGUACGUUUAGUACCAACACGAUUGUCCAAUGGCGACAUCGCGCUCGUUCUACCAGCUGGUGUCAAUGCCAGCACUCUGGGAGCUGUUCCGACGCUCGUGCCUCUAUCACCACGAGAUGCCACAUCAUCGGUAUCUUCAGAACCUCGCUGUUUCUCACCAGCGAGCUCUGGGUGGGAUACACCUCCACCACCGACUGAAGAACCUUCUCCCCUUGCUCUAGUAACUCGGAGACCCCCCGAAGAGAAGCCCUGGCGGCCGUGGUGA
This is a messenger RNA of Leptosia nina, 768 nucleotides long. The record is from the annotation of a GenBank genome assembly. Lineage: Eukaryota; Metazoa; Arthropoda; Insecta; Lepidoptera; Pieridae.